AUGCUGAUUGCGGCAGCUAAGGAGGGGUCAGUGAGCAAGGUGCGAACGUUGCUGCUAGUGGGAGCGGACGUGGAGGCGAUGGACGAGAACCAGCAGAACUCACUGCACUGGGCAGCAGCCAAGGGACAUGUGGAGGUGGCGAGGCGUCUGCUGGAGGAUGGAGCUGAUGUCAACGCUAGGGACCGCUGGCAGAACACGCCUCUGCAUCAGGCAGCAUGGAAAGGCCACGCACCCGUGGUGCGGCUGCUGGCAGCAUCCUCUGCCAACCAUAACGCCAAGGAUAAAAAUGGAAACACACCACUGCACGAUGCGGCACGGCGUGGCCACCCAGAUGCGGCGACUGCGCUACUGGAGGCAGGGGCCGACAGAGAAGUCAGGAAUGCCAAUGGGGACACGCCGCUGGACCUAGCCAAGCGGAACAACUACCAGCGGCUCAUAGACAUCCUAGGAUCAAAUAUAGUGCAAACAACUGUGAAGUAA
Schistocerca americana (American grasshopper) is the source of this 480-nucleotide messenger RNA. Its product is annotated as ankyrin repeat domain-containing protein 1-like. The record is from RefSeq and is a predicted model, not a curated record. Gene Ontology annotation, molecular function: protein binding. The transcript has a single exon. NCBI's taxonomy places the organism in Eukaryota, Metazoa, Arthropoda, Insecta, Orthoptera, Acrididae. Bases 1 to 480 code for a protein of 159 amino acids.